UUCCGUUACCACAGCCACUAGCUAAAUGUCCAACUGCUAGCUUGCAACUAACUGUAAGCAGUGGAAGUCAGUAAAGUCCUCGUAAAUUGUAAACAUUAAACUGUCCGGCACUUUUAAAUCCGGAGGGCAGAUCUAACCCAUAGACUGUAUAUUUAAAGGUCUAACCCCAGCAUGUGCUCCGUCCUCGGAUGUUGUUCUUUGAGUCGCCAUGCGCAACGCUUCAAGUUACCCGAGGAUCCGGACAGGAGGCUGGAGUGGGUUCAGUUUAUUUUUGAAGCAAACAAGCAACAACUUAAAGAAUCGUGCUGGACUGACAUCACCAUAUGUAAAGAACACUUUACUGAUGACUGGUUUGAGCACCUGAGUACGGCGGCAGACACGGUCCAGCUGAAGCCCAGUGCUGUCCCCUCAGUGAGGGUCAAGGCAGAGCCAGAAGAGCUGCUGGAGAGCCCACACUAUGUGGUGAAGCCUGUGGAUAACCAAGGUGCUGCUCCUCAGUGUGGUGACCUUAAUGAUUCAACUUUAAAUCCACCUGCUGCUUUGAAUGCUGUCUCUUCUGGAUACCCCCAGAUACAACUCAAAGUUAAGAAUGUGGAUCUGAACAAUCAGGAAGCUGCUCCUCUGCAGAUAAAAGCAAAGCAUGUUGUGAAUGAACGCUGCCUCUUCCAGUUGUUCCGCCGUAAGUGCCCGUCAUGUGGAUGCAAACUUCAGAUGGAGAAGGUCACCUAUGGCGAGCUCAUCAUCUUGAACCAACAGUGUGUUCAGUGUGACUACAGACACCAGUGGAAAAGCCAAGUCAAUGCCAGCGUGCCCACAGCUGAAGAUCAACCCCUAACAGAAGAUAUAGACGUAACGCCAGAGACCCAUCAGAAAAUGUCUACUGAUGGCAACCCCAGCAGCACAGUUCGCUCUGAGAUUGUUACGUUCAGUGAUGAAGAAAGUGAUCCGUCGGAUGAAGGAGAGCAAGGGGAUGAAGGUGGGGUGAGUUCAGAUUUCGAAUGGGAACCAACUGACGAUUUCACUGAAAAGCUCACAAAGGAGUCUGAAGAGGAAAGAGAAAGCGGAGAGGAACAAGAUUUGUAUAACAAAGGGCUCUGCACAGAGUGUGGACGUUUUUUUCUGAAGUCUCACACAUGUGAGCACAAAAUAAAGCCCUAUUCCUGCAAUAUAUGUGGCAAAAGAUGUGUUAAUGAGCUGUCUCUGAAAUCUCACAGCAGAAUCCACGAUGAAACGUAUGACCAUCUGUGUAAAUACUGCCACGUUGCCUUCAAAACAAAGCUGGACAAACUAAAACAUCAGCAGACCCAUGAAGAUAGCACAGAUCCCUAUAAAUGUCCUCACUGUCCAGAGACAUUUUCCACCUAUAAAAGACGCUUGUACCACUUGGCAAAACACAGAACAUUAAAGAAGCCCAAAUGUGAAAUUUGUGGGAAUGAAUUUAGGAGUGCACGUCAUCUUCGGAGACACUCUAUUGUGCACACAGGAUUGAAACCGCAUAAAUGUUCAGAGUGCGAACGCAGCUUCAACCAGGCGGGACACCUGAAGUCCCACAUGCGUCUGCACACAGGAGAGAGGCCUUUUAAGUGUCUGCAAUGUGACAAAAGCUUCAAUCACAACGUGAGCUUGAAGAGUCAUUUGCAGAGUUACCACUAGUCAAGCUCUGGCCUGGGCGGAAGAAUUGUAAGUUAAAAAAAACAGUCAGCGCCACUGGUGAUGCUGACGACAGUAGAAAUGAGAGAGGCACGACUCUAGGUUUGACAUGUGGAAAGAGAAGAAGAUACAGAAGAAGAUAAAUGAAGACUGUGCAAAAAAGAAGGAGAAAUACAGGAAGACCUAAAGGAAGGUCUGAGAGAAAUUCUGCAGGCAAACGUUGAAACUCUAAGACUGUAACUUCUAGGAAAACAGGUUCCAGCGAUGAGAAAAGUGAAGACAAGCAAUCAGACAGUGACUUAUCCUUUGACUUGGCAGAGCGUGAAGAAGAGGAUGAGAGUGAGACCUUCAGGAAGAGCAUCAACGAAAAGGAGGCACAGCAGCCAGAGCAGCGGUAAAAGCACGGGGAAACUUAAGGGAAGAACAAUAAAUAAAUACAGUUUCCAGCAUUGAUACAACUUGAUAUAAUCAAACAUUCACCAGUGCUAUUUAGUAGCUUUUGGUACAUUUUGGAAAAUAAAAUAAGUUUUUAGGCUUGCUUUAUAUCAAAUAUAGUGCAAAAUGGGUUGGUCAAAAAUAUUAGCUCCCAUGUGAAUUUUUGCUUUCAAAACACACCUAAUCAAUCAAUCAGCUUUCAAGCCAAACCUGAGCAUUCAAUCAGCAUAAAAGGACUCCAAGAAACAGGCACUUGAAUACCUUAUUGAGGGAGACUAUACUACUACUCCUACUCACCAUGCCAAAGACAAAGGAAAUCAGUCUUGAGCUCAGAAAGAAGAUAGUGGAGGCUCAUGAUAAGGGGGAAGGCUAUACUGCUAUUUCCAAGCUCUUCACAGUGUCUAGAACUGCUGUGCGUUGCAUCAUUGCGAAGUACAAGGAGACACAUUCUGUAAGAAACAAACCUAGGCGUGGUCGAAAGCGCAAGAUUUCAAGGACUCUGGAGAGGAAAAUAGUCAGAGAUGUGAGCAAGAAUCCCCGGACAUCUGCCAAGAUGAUUGUUGCUGACCUGGCCUCUUCUGGAGUUGAUGUUUCAAGGAACACAGUUGUGAGGGCUCUUCAUCGUGGUGGGCUUCAGGACCAUCGUCCCAGAAGAACCCCUUUACUCAAAGAGUGGCACAUCAGAGCCAGACUGAGGUUUGCCCGUGAACAUUUGAAAGGUAAAGAUGAGUUUUGUAAGUCUGUGCUUUAAUCUGAUGAAACUAAACUGGAACUGUUUGGGCACAUGGAUGUUGCUCAUGUUUGGCGAAGAAAGGGAGAGGCCUUCAACCCUAAGAACACAUCAUGCCGUGGGGCUGUUUUGCAGCCUCAGGCACAGGGUGCCUUGUUCGGGUGCAAGGCAUCAUGAACAAUUAAAUUUAUGUUGACAUUUUGAGGGAUAAUAUGAAAAAAUCUGCUCUUAGUCUUCGCUUAGGUCUUCCAACAAGUCAAUGACCCAAAGCACACAUCAAAAUUGGUCCAACAGUUCCUAAAGGACACCAAAACCAAGGUGCUGGAGUGGACCGCCCAGAUCUGAAUCCUAUUGAGAAUCUUGCGGGUGCUCAAAGUGAAUGUCCAUGCUUGGAAACCAUGCAAUUUGGACCAGCUGGAACAAUUUGCAAUGGAAGAAUGGGCCAAAAUCCCUCAAGAGACCUGUGCCAACCUAGUAAAGAACUACUCUAAUAGGUUGUUGUCAGUUGUGGCUCAGAAAGGGUACACUAUUGACUAUUAUGGCGCAUUUCCACUGCAGCGGGUAGCCCCGUUUAAGCGUCCUUAAUCGUCCUCAAGCGGCCAGGCCAGUUUUUGGUGGCCUUUCCAUAUAGCGUAGCACCGGCUAGCGGGUACUUUU
This is a messenger RNA of Gymnodraco acuticeps, 3472 nucleotides long. Its product is annotated as myoneurin-like. The coding region runs from base 172 to 1653 and encodes 493 amino acids. The record is from RefSeq and is a predicted model, not a curated record. The transcript has 4 exons. NCBI's taxonomy places the organism in Eukaryota, Metazoa, Chordata, Actinopteri, Perciformes, Bathydraconidae.